UCGCUGAUGUGAUUUCCUUUGCCAGCGAGGCCUGACUGCGACUCUCGUCGCUUCUUCAAACCGUAACCGAGCUCACAGCGGGGACGUUCAAUACCGCAUGUGAAGGCGCCGAGAAAACACCACCACCACAGGUGUCCCCGUGGCAUUGAGGGGUCUCUCUCCAGCGCAUCAAGAAGAACCUGUCGGGAGUCUCUCCGAUGGGUAACAUCCCCUCCGCGGUGAAGCACUGUCUGAGCUAUGAAACACUCGCGCAGGAUUACCCUUGGCUGGUCCGCUGGCUACAAGAGGAGAAGUUUGGUGCCAUUUGUGAAUUUCCCAAAACGGUCAAAAUUGUUGAGGUUGGACCAAGAGAUGGACUGCAAAAUGAAAAGGAAAUGGUUUCGACAGGGGUCAAAAUCCAGCUGAUAAACAUGCUCUCUGAGACGGGCCUGCCCGUGAUUGAAGCCACCAGCUUUGUGUCCUCAAAGUGGGUACCACAGAUGGCUGACCAUGUUGAUGUGCUUAAAGGAAUAACCAAGUCACCUCAUGUCAAAUAUCCAGUUUUAACACCUAACCUACAUGGCUACCAGGCUGCUGUUGAGGCGGGGGCUUCUGAAGUAGCUGUUUUCGGGUCGGCCUCGGAGACGUUCAGUAAGAAGAACAUCAACUGCUCCAUCGAAGAAAGCAUGCUGAGGUUUAAAGAGGUCAUCUCGUCCGCCAAGCAGGCAGACAUACCAGUGCGGGGGUAUGUCUCAUGUGCUCUCGGUUGUCCCUAUGAGGGAGAUGUUGAACCAGCUAAAGUAACUGAGGUAGCAAAGAUGUUGUACGAUCUCGGCUGUUAUGAGGUUUCUCUGGGUGACACUAUUGGCGUGGGCACCCCCAAAUCAAUGGCCAAGGUGCUACAGAGCGUCAUGAAGGAGGUACCCUCCAGUGCCUUGGCAGUGCACUGCCAUGAUACUUACGGGCAAGCUCUAGCCAACAUCCUCAUUGCUUUGCAGAUGGGGAUUUCUGUGGUGGAUUCUUCCGUGGCAGGACUGGGAGGAUGCCCAUAUGCCCCAGGAGCCUCAGGCAACGUUUCAACCGAAGAUGUUGUCUAUAUGCUCCAUGGCAUGGGCAUUGAGACAGGGGUGAAUCUUUCGAAAGUCAUAAAUGCAGGUGAAUUCAUCUGUCAAGCCUUAAAUCGCAGAACCAACUCCAAAGUUGCCCAAGCCAAAUCUUGCCACUGUGUUCCAUAAUUUAAUAAUAUGUUAUAAACAAUACAUACUAUGAUGUGCCAUUAAAAUAAUUAUUAUUUUUCUGUGAAUAUAGCUUUGCACUAUAUUUCUGUUAUUAAAAUAUAUUUACUAACUGACAAACUUUAGAUAAUUUGUCCCCUUAGUAUAAGAUUCUAUUUGAAUUUUUUGUCAAAAUUGAGUUAUUGACAUAUUCUUAUUCUGUGACACCUUAAGAAAGAGAGGUGAGGUGUUUCUUGUAGUUGUAUGCAUUUUCGGACAUUACUGUAUAUCUAAAGAGGUUUGUUCCGCUUAUCAGUAUAACUCUAUGGAAUUCUAAGACUUUGAAGCUCAAUAUCUCAGAACUACUCAGAACGUAGAUAGAAGCUUGUAAUUAUAAGGGGACAAAUUAUGUGUAAUAUGUGUGCACUUUAACUCCUGACAAAUAUUAACUAUUUUUCUAAACAUGUUAAUUAACAUUCUGGCAUCUUAUUCCCCAUAACAUUCAUGCUGUAUAUUGUCCCUUAGAAGUCGAUUCCUCACGUAUACAGUAAAGGUUAUUCUGUCUGUUCUUGCCGGGCUGUCUUCUCAUUUCCUGCCCAAUGUGUUUGUAAUUAGGACAGAGCGGCACACUGGGUCCUGGAAGUCAGAGUGGCUUUAAAACUACUGAGACAUUGAUCAUUAUCUCCCCAUCAUAUAUGCUCAUUU
Messenger RNA from Alosa sapidissima (American shad), 1898 nucleotides. It is a transcript of the gene hmgcll1, whose product is annotated as 3-hydroxymethyl-3-methylglutaryl-CoA lyase-like 1. Gene Ontology annotation, molecular function: hydroxymethylglutaryl-CoA lyase activity. The coding region runs from base 198 to 1214 and encodes 338 amino acids. The transcript has 9 exons. The record is from RefSeq and is a predicted model, not a curated record. NCBI's taxonomy places the organism in Eukaryota, Metazoa, Chordata, Actinopteri, Clupeiformes, Clupeidae. Gene Ontology annotation, biological process: L-leucine catabolic process; ketone body biosynthetic process.